Molecule: messenger RNA, 2556 nt
Organism: Penicillium riverlandense
Lineage: Eukaryota; Fungi; Ascomycota; Eurotiomycetes; Eurotiales; Aspergillaceae
Product: UBA/TS-N domain protein
Exons: 2
Coding region: 1-2556 (851 amino acids)
Biological process (GO): clathrin coat disassembly; clathrin-dependent endocytosis
Cellular component (GO): intracellular membrane-bounded organelle; vesicle; cytoplasm
Molecular function (GO): clathrin binding
Source: RefSeq, a predicted model, not a curated record
AUGAGCUCUGGCCUCUUGUAUGCCAGCGCGCGACCAAAUGGUACCUCCGGCAGAUCGACUCCAGUGUCGACAACCUCAAACCGCUCCAGCUCGCCAGUGAAACCGGCUCCAUCGGCCGGCGACAGCUUUGCCAACCUCGUCUCCUUUGGGCCCUCCGCUGGAAACAAGAACCUGUCCCUAGUCGAGCAGCAGAAACGAUUGCAAGAAGAGAAAGCCAAGAAGGAUGUGGAGAAUCGCACUCGCUUUGAGGCCCAGUACGGUGGCCAAAACAACCAGUUCUGGGAUAGCUUGGAGCAAGGGCGCGCCCACAGUCCGGCCGUUAGCACCACCAACGCUCCCCGACCCGCCGCCGCCGACGACGACGACGACGACGAUAUUCUCGCCGCUUUCAACUCCGCUGCGCCGGUGGACGCAUCGACCAAUUUCCCUAUCCCAAGUCCCAGAAGCGAUGCGAACAGGGUCCAGAGUCCAGCUAGCGGAGGAAUUACCAUGCGUGAUAAUACUGAGGGUGCGCCCGCGUUUGACGACGAUGACCCAUUCGGCCUCAACCAAUUGAAGCCCAAGUCUGCUCCGCCGCGCACAGCUGCACCGACCGAAGAUGACGAUUUUCUCGGUUUGCUAGGGAAGCCGGUCUCUGAGAUUCCGCGUCCGGAAUCACCUUCACCCGCUGCCGACGUCUCUCCAGUGCCGUCCAACGAGGCUGACCGUGCAAUUGCAGAACUUGUGGACAUGGGUUUUCCUGCAGACAAGGCACGACAGGCGUUGCAAUCAACUGAGUCUGGGACGGACGUACAGGCUGCCGUUGGCUGGCUUCUUACACAGGCCCAUUCUCAAUCCCGGCAAAAGUCCCAAACUCGUCGUGCGGCAAAUGGUCCUUCCAGCGAACGAAUGGAAAGAAACAACAGACAAGCACGGGACGCCCCUUCCUGGAUGCGCGAAGAUAGUCGGAGUCAAGCCUCGGCGGAGAAGGAUCCGGCUCAAUUGGCGUCGCAAUUUGGCAACAAUCUGCUGAAGUCAGCCACUUCUCUCUGGAAAACCGGAAACAAAAGGUUUCAGCAAGUGGUACAUGAGUUCAACGCCGAUCAUGACCCCAACCAGCCCAAGUGGAUGAGGGAUGCGUCCCCUGCACAAGAAGAGCCGUGGUCACAACCACAACCCUCACAUGGACGAGGCGAUCCUGCUCAAUCACAAACAGGUGGAGACAGCUGGACCGAUGAGGCACUUCUCCUUGAGUCUGGGGACUCGCGUCCACCUCGAAAGCCUACUCGUCCACGUGAGAGUCCCCAGCCUGGCAGUGACUUACGCUCUCCUGGUACUGCCCAGCCUUCGCAGCGGCCUAGCUUCCUCCAGCGGCCACCAGACCAGUCCCGAGCAGACUCCAGGUCUCCCCUGUCUCGAGCUGCAGCGGAACAGCAGUCAGCGCAAGCGUACGUCAGUCCAGCAAGACGGAGACGGCCACAAGCACCACCACCAGCAGCCGAAUCCAACGUUGAUCUGUUCGAGUCUCCUGCCCCGUCUUCGUCCUCCCGGCCCACUCCCCCAACCCAAACUCCGCGUUCUGCGAAACCGUCAACUCCCCUUCCAGUACGCUCGAAAGCUCCGCCGCGGUCCAUACCACCUGUAUCGCAAGAGGCUCUUCAAUCUACACAUCGACACCGGGAGAAGGCUUCAGAAGCGUACAAACGGGGCGAUUAUGCAGCCGCACAUCAAAGUUUCUCUACAGCUCUCAGCAUGCUCCCUGACAAACACCCUAUCACCAUCAUCAUCCGCAGUAAUCGCGCUAUGACCGCCUUGAAAAUUGGCGAACCCAAGUCUGCUAUUGAUGACGCAGAUGCGAUCCUGCAGGUGAUUGGGCCGUUCAAGGGUGAGGCUGAAAUGAUCGAGCUUGGGAACGGCGAGCCCAAUAAACAAAUGAAGGACCUCUUUGGCAAAGCACUGAUGCGCAAAGCUGAGGCAUUGGAGCAACUGGAGCGUUGGGUGGAUGCUGCUCAAGCAUGGAAACUGGCAGUGGAGUCAGGCCAUGGUGGAAGCACCAGCAUCCAAGGACGCAAUCGCUGCGAGAAAGCUGCUGGUAUUAGCAAGCCGCCUCCAAAGGCCCCGGCAAAGAAGAAGCCCACUCCUGCACCUAGGAAGCCGGCUUCUGCUCUGUCCGAUCUUACUGGUGGCCCGUCAACAUCUGGCCAGGACUCGGAGGCUGUCACCCGUCUCCGGGCUGCCAAUCAGGCCGCGGACCGCGCGGACGAAGAGAAAUUCGCCCUUUCGGAUAGUGUGGAUGCGCGCCUCACGGCAUGGAAAAAUGGCAAGCAGGAUAACCUGCGCGCUCUACUCGGAAGUUUGGAUACAGUACUCUGGCCCGAGGCCGGAUGGAAGAAGAUCAACAUGUCGGAACUGGUUUUGCCGAAUAAGGUGAAGAUCCAGUAUAUGAAGGGGAUUGCCAAGGUGCAUCCCGACAAGAUCUCCACCACCGCCACGACGGAGCAGCGCAUGAUCUCUAGUGCCGUGUUCGGAACGCUGAACGAGGCCUGGGACAAGUUCAAGGCGGAGAACAACCUGUGA